CGUAGCUUCAGUUUGAGUUACAGUGCUCGAUCCUCCAUGGCUUCCAAGGCGAUGCUUGUCAUGGCGGCGGCGACGGCGAUCGCCUUCCUCCCCUUGCUCGCCUCCGCCACCGUCCACGUCGUAGGUGACGGUAGUGGGUGGACCCUCGGGUUCGACUACACCGCCUGGUCCGUGAGCAACCAGUUCAGGGUCGGCGACGUACUAGUGUUCAAGUACAACAAGGCCAACCAUAACGUGGUGGAGGUGAGCGGGCCGGACUUCAGGGCGUGCAACAGCGCCAAGGGCCUCGGCGCCUGGAACUCCGGCAGCGAUCAGGUCCAACUCGCCAGCGCCGGGCGGAGGUGGUUCGUCUGCGCUGUAGGCAGCCACUGCGCUAUGGGCAUGAAGCUCAACGUUACCAUCCUCGCCGCCGACGCGCCUUCGCUUGCCCCUGCGCCGGCACCGUCCUCGUCUGCUCACAAUACAAUCCUCGCCGCCGACGCUCCUUGGCUUGCCCCUGCACCGGCACCGUCCUCGUCUGCUUACAAUACAGUCCUCGCCGCCGACGCGCCUUGGCUUGCCCCUGCACCGGCACCGUCCUCGUCUUCUCACAAUACAAUCCUCGCCGCCGACGCUCCUUGGCUUGCCCCUGCACCGGCACCGUCCUCGUCUGCUCACGAUACAAUCCUCGCCGCCGACGCUCCUUGGCUUGCCCCUGCGCCGGCACCGUCCUCGUCUUCUCACAAUACAAUCCUCGCCGCCGACGCUCCUUGGCUUGCCCCUGCACCGGCGAAGUCCUGGGCUGCUCACAAGUCCAGGCGGCCCUUUGUUACCAAGUGGUGA
Messenger RNA from Triticum urartu, 822 nucleotides. NCBI's taxonomy places the organism in Eukaryota, Viridiplantae, Streptophyta, Magnoliopsida, Poales, Poaceae. The record is from RefSeq and is a predicted model, not a curated record.